This is a messenger RNA of Cygnus atratus (black swan), 3280 nucleotides long. RefSeq names its product exoribonuclease 1 (gene ERI1). The transcript has 7 exons. NCBI's taxonomy places the organism in Eukaryota, Metazoa, Chordata, Aves, Anseriformes, Anatidae. The record is from RefSeq and is a predicted model, not a curated record. Bases 49 to 1089 code for a protein of 346 amino acids. Gene Ontology annotation, molecular function: 3'-5'-RNA exonuclease activity; nucleic acid binding. Gene Ontology annotation, biological process: exonucleolytic trimming to generate mature 3'-end of 5.8S rRNA from tricistronic rRNA transcript (SSU-rRNA, 5.8S rRNA, LSU-rRNA). Gene Ontology annotation, cellular component: cytoplasm; nucleolus.
GGCCCCGCCGCUCCGCCCGCCUCCCCAGGCCCCGCCGCCGCCGCCGCCAUGGAGGAGCAGCAGGAGGAGCAGAAGGAGAACCGCCCGCAGCCCGCCCGCCCGCAGCCGCCGCCCGCCGCCCGCCCGCCGCGGCACAGCGCUGAAGCACAGCGGCAGCAGCACAGCGGGGUCAGCGAUCAAGGAACUAAGGAGAAAAGCCCAGCUUCCAGUCAGAGUGACUUCAGCGACCCAGUGUACAAGGAAAUCGCCAUGACCAAUGGCUACAUCAACAGAAUGACCCGAGACGAGCUUAGAAGUAAACUUGCAGAGUUCAAACUUGAAACCAGAGGAGUAAAAGAUGUGCUGAAGAAGAGACUGAAGAAUUAUUACAAGAAACAGAAGCUGAUGCAGAAGGAGGCUCUUAAUUCAGACAGCUACUAUGACUAUAUCUGCGUUGUUGACUUUGAAGCAACCUGUGAAGAAGGAAACCCACCUGAAUUCGUACAUGAAAUAAUUGAGUUUCCUGUUGUCUUAUUGAACACACAUACCCUGGAAAUAGAGGAUACGUUUCAGCAGUAUGUAAAGCCAGAGGUCAAUCCCAAACUUUCAAAUUUCUGUAUUGGUCUGACAGGAAUCACCCAGGACGUCAUUGAUAAAGCUGAUGCAUUUCCUCAAGUUCUACAGAACGUCAUAGAGUGGAUGAGGCAGCGAGAACUGGGAACAAAGUACAGCUAUUGCAUGUUGACGGAUGGAUCUUGGGAUAUGAGUAAAUUUUUGAAUAUCCAGUGCCGUGUUAGCCGUAUUAAAUACCCUUCAUUUGCCAAAAAGUGGAUCAAUAUUCGCAAAUCAUAUGGGAACUUCUAUAAGGUUCCUAGGAACCAGACCAAGCUGACAAUCAUGCUUGAAAAGCUGGGGAUGACCUAUGACGGGAGACCUCACAGUGGACUUGACGACUCUAAAAACAUUGCAAGGAUAGCUAUAAGGAUGCUGCAGGAUGGCUGUGAACUGCGAGUGAAUGAGAAAAUGCACGCAGGACAGCUCAUGACAGUCUCCUCUUCAGCCCCCUUAGAGGGAGCCCCUGCUCCACAGAUGCCCCGUUACAGAAACUAACAGUUCAGGGGUUCUGCAUUAGGAACUGCUCUCAGAUACCCACUACAGAUCGUUAAUAGCUUAUCAAACGGCAGCCUCUGCAAAUCUGUCUGCAAUUCAGAACCUGAAGGCACCUUAAUUAAUGGUCUUUGCUCAAAAAAAGAGUAUGGAAGCUUUUUGAAGCCUGUGUUACAACAUUUUUUUUUAUACUGAUGAUUUUUUUGUUGUUGUUAUUGCUUUUUGCACCUUUUCUAGCAGUAAGGCUGAUAUGCAAAAUCUAGGCAAAGUGGUAAGCUUUUAAGGACAUGGAAUUUAAACACAUGCAAAGAUUGAUUAGGCCUGUGUACUACUGUUCCACACCAGCUUGUGGGUAGUAUUUAUUCAUUAUUCCAUACUAUAAUGAUGUCUAGCAUAUCAUUAUUCAUUGCAUCCAAACAAGAUGUUGCUAGAAGAGCUGAAAUAAAGAUUGGCUGGGCUGGCCUCUGCUGAUAAGGCAAUCUCGUUGGGAUUCCUGCUGAUAAUUGUUUGUCACAAAGUUUGAGAAAUGGGAGCAUGUUCAUCAAUUCUAAAGCAGUAGAGAAGUAGUUUGGGUUUCUUUCUUUUUUUUUCUUUUUUUUUUUUUUUUAAUUUAAGGGUAUGCUUGUUUUUGACCACAUCAAUUAUAGGAGCUGUGUGUUGAAUAAAAAAUUCAUUCAUGCAGUAUGGCAUUAAUUUUUUUAACCCGUAUUUAAAAAGAGGAGUUGCUUUGGGACUUCACUUUGAGGAUCAUAUUUCCUAUGCCUGCUACACUCAAGCUAAAUCAAAUGAAGGACAGCCUGUUUAAACAUUUGUCAUCUAUUUUGACUUAAAAAUGAAGUGAAAUAAAAGUAAGUUCAAACCAAGUUCAAAAUUCUGUUACAUGGUUGUUAUUUAAAGCAAAGCAAGAAGCUUCUAAUUCAUAGUUAGAGACUUGCUCAGCUAUUUUUGGUGCCUUCUCCUACCUCUGCUACCAUGGAACUAUGCCUUUAUCUGAAAUCUAACGUUGGAAGGUGUAUAUAUAGUUUUAUUAGUGAAGGUCACAUCUAAUUAUUAACAACUUCCUCUGCUUUCCUCCUAGGCCCCAGAUAACAUGAUACUCAAACGUGGCCAAACUGUUCAUUUACUUUAUCUAAGUGGGCUAUGACAAAGUACAGCUUUAAUGUGAUCAGCUUUGCAUUAGAAUGGCUUGUUCUGAAAAGCAGAAUUUUGAUUGCUCUUGGUCAAAAAAAAAAAAGGUUGUUUGGUAUCCCUGUAUUAUAAUUCAUUCUUUUUUCCUGCUGCUUAUGUUAAGGAAACAGAACUAAUAAUUCAUAAUAAAGCCUUGUUUGUUUAGGACAUAUACUGCUUGUCCAGUCAAACUCCUCUUGGUUCCCCUUGUUCUUCUGUCUGUUAACUGUUUCAGUGGUAACCUGAAAAUGUUGUUAUAAAUUCAUGUAAGAGAGGCAAAUACCGGUCAAUUCUCCGAUGAUUUGUAGGAGGAAAGCAGCUUUCUUUCCACUCAUAGCUACAGGCACUGUUGUGGGCACCUGGGGACAGCUACUUUAGAAUGACGUUCAUUUUUUUUUCUGUAAGUGAAUAUUUGUUUUACCUGUAGCCUUUUGUUGAACUUCACAUUUUCCUCUUUCUGUAGGAAUACUUGAUGUGUUUUCAGAAAGAUAAAAUCUCUGAUAUGCUUACUCUGACCACUUAAUUCUAGUCCUGUAUUCACUACAAACUGUUGAUUAUAUAUUUGUUCACUGUAGAGAUAAUAUUCUCUCUUCUGGAAUUGUGAAAAAACAUAGUAACUUCUUUUGUCUCUGAAUUUCCGUUGUAGAGGUUUUUUAUGAUAAAAAUGAGUCUAGCUCAGCAAAUCUCCCUUCAGGAGACUGGCAGUGUCACAGACUUUAUCACUAGUCUUAUUUACAGGUCUGUAACCAUGCUCACAGUCCAAUGAAAGAAUUAUUUGUUAUACUACAGCUUUCAUAAGCGAAGAGCUAUUGUAAUUUUACAUCAAGUCCAGAAUUGUUUAUUUUUGUUAAAUAACUUCAGAAUGAUAUUUUGAAAUAAGGGUUAAAUAUUAGAUUGCUUUCUAUUUAUUGCUGGAGUAGUUUUUUUUAACAGAGUUGCAGAAAUCAGUAGAAUAAUUCCAGACAUUUUUUAAACCUAAACUGUAUUAAUGUCUCACUGUAAACUAAUUAAAAAUUUUCAUAGAAUU